AUGUUGUACAGUCUGAAGAGCAAGCCUGUGUUCAGAGAGACCUCACGCUACAUCUUGUUUGGUAACCUCCUUUUCGCUGACACCAUCCUACUAGUGACCAGUCAACUGCUUUACAUAUUAGCCGUGGCUGGGUUGUUUGUAAUCCGCUACAUAUGUGCUGUGAUUGUGUUGGUGGCUAUUUUCACCAGCACUGUCUCCCCUCUAAACCUGUCUGUAAUGUCGCUAGAACGGUAUGUGGCUAUCUGUUACCCCCUGAGGCACAGCUCCAUCGUCACCCCCAGGACUACAGGAAUUGUCAUUGCUGUAAUUUGGACGUUGUCAUCCCUAAACACUAUGAUUAAGCUUAUCAUGUUGCUGGUUCUAGACUCCCUGCCUCUGGACCAGGUCAUGCAGGAAUUCUGCUCUACCAAUAAGCUUUUCUGCCUUGAGAUACACAACCAAGUAGACAAUAUUAUGCAGGGCAUCGUCUUCACAACUGUUGGUUUUAUUAUAAUAUACACUUACAUUACUAUGAUGGUGAUAGCUAAGUCUGCCUCCUCAGACAAAGACUUAAACAGCAAGGCUCGCAAAACGGUUCUACUGCACCUGAUCCAGCUAGGCCUGAGUCUCUCCUCCACUGUUCUCCCUAGCAUAGUGUCAGCUUUGAAAUCCAGAGGCAUGGACAAAGCAACACAGAUCGAGUACAUUUUGUUUAUUGUUAUGAUUAUCAUGCCCAGGUGUCUGAGUCCUUUGAUCUACGGCCUGAGAGACAAAAUAUUUAGACACAUCCUUAUGCACCAUCUCACCUGUGGUCUUAGACCAAAAGUGAAGCCCAGCAAAAUCUCCAGUUAUUAA
This is a messenger RNA of Esox lucius (northern pike), 834 nucleotides long. Its product is annotated as odorant receptor 131-2-like. Bases 1 to 834 code for a protein of 277 amino acids. Gene Ontology annotation, molecular function: G protein-coupled receptor activity. Gene Ontology annotation, biological process: G protein-coupled receptor signaling pathway. The record is from RefSeq and is a predicted model, not a curated record. Gene Ontology annotation, cellular component: membrane. Lineage: Eukaryota; Metazoa; Chordata; Actinopteri; Esociformes; Esocidae. The transcript has 3 exons.